CAUCAUCCUUUAGAAGCCCAUUUUUCCAAUUCCUUCUCCAUUAUUCCUUUUCCCUCAAAAUUAAAAUUCAUUGAUAACUCGUCUCCAUCAACACUAAAAGUUUUUUAAAUAAACAAUAAAAAAUGGCAGCUUCAUUGAAAUUGACACUAACUCUCAUCACCCUGAUCGCCCUUAUGGUUGUCACUUCCAUCCCAUCGACAAUUGCAGCCGACGCCGCAGCUGCCAAAAAUGAUACCGCUGCAGGGGCCAAGAAUGAGACCGCUGCAGGAGCCGAAGCCCCCAAGGCCGAAGGAAGUGACUCGCCCGCUGCAAGCCCGACAACAGAUACCGCCGCUGGUGCCGCUAGUGCCACUACGGCUGGAGGAUCAUCUGCCGCACCUGCACCUGGACCUGAUGCACACGCUGCCGCCACCGUUUCAUUGCCAAGCCUUUUGGGCUGCGCCUUGGCCACAGUUGCAGUUGGGCUACUGAACUACUAGAUGGAUACCGACAGCUUCAAGACGGAUCCAGUAGUUUGCCGAAAAUACGGUGGUGUUUUGUGGUAUAUAUAUAGAAGGGAGGCCAUUUGUGUAAAACGAGACGUAAAAGAUAAAAUCAACAACCAAUUUGUUUUUCAAAAUUGUAUUUUAUAAGUCUUGCUUUUCUUCUACUUUUUUACAAGUGUUUUCUUUGCUCUUUUCAGGAAUUGGGACUUUGUGAUCCAAUGGUCUAAAGUGACACCGCAUGUUCUUUUUUUGUAAUAAUUUAUGAAGCAAUAUAAUUAAAUUUCAUUC
Messenger RNA from Linum trigynum, 773 nucleotides. NCBI's taxonomy places the organism in Eukaryota, Viridiplantae, Streptophyta, Magnoliopsida, Malpighiales, Linaceae. The record is from the annotation of a GenBank genome assembly.